GAUAUAGUUUCGGUUGAUACUAACUUUGGAACAUUACCACCUACUACAAGAUGAAAACCGCCGUAGUCUUCUUACUUCUGAUCGGCUUCGCCAUGUGCUUACCAGCUCCUGGCUCCUAUGAUCCACAGCCAGAAUCCGAUGGUGAUUGUGACAAUAACGAUUGGGAUAAUGAUAACGGAAAUAACGGAAAUAAUGGAGAUAACGGAGAUAACGGAGAUAACGGAGAUAACGGAGAUAACGGAGAUAAUGGAGAUAACGGAAACAACGGAAAUAAUGGAAAUACUGGUAACGGGCAUAGCGGCGGUUCUUCCGGAACAGGCACCACUGGACCAAAGAAAAGUCUGAUCAAUCUCGGUCUGGGACUAGGCCUUAAUGUUCUCGGCAAAGGUGGCUCUAAAGGAUCAGGAAAUGCCGGAAACGAUGCUACAGGAAAUGGCAAAACUAGCCGUGGAGGACUUAUAAAUCUUGGUCUUGGACUGGGACUUGACGUUCUCGGCAAAGGUGGCUCCAAAGGAUCAGGCAAUGCUGGUAAUGGUGCUUCAGGACACGGCAAAUCUGGUUCUGGCAAUGGACUCCUCAGUGGCGGUAUCGGAUUAGGACUCGGAAUUUUGUAAGCUGACCGUCGGUGAAUAUGGCAUUUUGAUAAAAGUUUGCCAGAAGUCUCCGGACUGUAUUACAGGAACUUGAUAACUGAAUUAAAUAUUUUUAUUUC
Diatraea saccharalis (sugarcane borer) is the source of this 712-nucleotide messenger RNA. The record is from the annotation of a GenBank genome assembly. Lineage: Eukaryota; Metazoa; Arthropoda; Insecta; Lepidoptera; Crambidae.